Molecule: messenger RNA, 720 nt
Organism: Cooperia oncophora
Lineage: Eukaryota; Metazoa; Nematoda; Chromadorea; Rhabditida; Trichostrongylidae
Source: the annotation of a GenBank genome assembly
AUGAUUGAAGACAUAACCCUAUUGCAAACGCUUUAUGCAAAGAGGUUAAAGAUCUAUUUUAUAUUGGUGGAAACCUAUACGACAUUUACGAGUGAUGUUUUCGGUCGAUUCAGCAGUUUGGCAAUUAAAAGUGGAGGUGGUGCCUUCAGAAUGAAGGAUUACACAUCUGUCCGCAAGUUUUUCGGCAAUUUCUUUGGUGGAAUCGUCGGGAGUGACAUGGUAUCUUAUAAACCUUUCAACUACACCGGUGCCAGCAAUCAAUAUAUCGAAACAGAUUCGUUCUCUGUCUCCAACAGUUCUCACUAUUCAGCGCUCCUAGUGAGCCCCAAUGGCUCUUCUCUCGUCACAAAAGCUGCCCUCUAUUCGGCUGCAACUGAUAAAGAAGUGGAAGUGUGUACACCUGAAGCUGCGGGUGACGAUCUGACACUCGUCGAUCAUGUGCCAGCAAUGCAGAGAGACGGAUGCCUUUUCCCAUUUGUUCUCAGCUAUGAGUGGUGGUGCAGCAAGCCGAAUGGAGUGUUUCAAGUGCAGGUGGAUUCUACAAUUGGCACGACGAAUAUCACACGAACGCAAAUCCUCACUUGUAUUGACAAAGGAGGCCCAACUUGUAUCCAUGGCAAACCGGAUCCGGAUGGAAAUUGUGUCUGUGAUUUGGGAUGGGGAGGACCGAACUGUCUGACGCGGAUUUGCCAGAAUGGAGGUAAGCCUUCUGUUCCGUAA